ACCGGGAUAUAAGGAAGUGUUGUGUCAAAUAGAAAGAGGGGCGAGCCUGUCUUGUUGUUUUUGAGAGGACUCAGCAGCAACAUUUCACGCUCUCAUAAAGCCCAGAGCUGAAGGAAGAGACGGACGGCUUCAGUAGUUUGUUAUUCAUUGAUGAAAAUGGCUUUAAAUCGCCCGUUUGCGCCGGUCUUAUUGAGUUGUGUGCUAAUCUGCGUCACUCUGUGGAGCAACCUGAGCAGCUGUGUGCUCGCUAAAUCAUCCCGGAGACCCAACAUUGUUCUGAUCCUCACCGACGACUUGGACAUCGCCAUCGGGGGUCUGAGUCCACUCGCCAAGACGAAAAAACUAAUUGGCGAUGCAGGGAUAUCAUUCACAAACGCAUUUGUCGCCAGCCCGCUGUGCUGCCCCAGUCGGGCCAGCAUCCUGACGGGGAAAUACCCCCACAACCACCACGUCAUCAACAACACCUUAGAGGGAAACUGCAGCAGCAAGGUCUGGCAGAAGAGCGAGGAAGCACACACCUUCCCCGCGCUGCUGAAGACCUACACCGGCUACCAGACUUUCUUCGCUGGGAAAUACCUUAACCAGUACGGGCACUCAGAGGCUGGUGGAGUGGAGCACGUUCCUCCAGGCUGGAACUACUGGGUCGGACUGGAGAAGAACUCUAAAUACUACAACUACACUCUGUCAGUGAAUGGAAAGCCUGAGAAACACGGAGCGGACUACAGCAAAGACUACCUGACAGACGUCCUGGCCAACAGGUCUCUGGCCUUCCUCCAGUAUAAAUCCAACUACCAGCCGUUCUUCAUGAUGGUGUCCAUUCCGGCCCCCCACUCCCCUUGGACAGCGGCCCCUCAGUACCAGAACAGCUUCAACAACACCAAGGCUCCCAGAGACCCCAACUUCAACGUCCACGGCAAGGACAAACACUGGCUGAUCAGACAGGCUAAAACCCCCAUGUCCAACGCCUCUGUUCAGUUCCUGGAUGAUGCUUUCAGGAAACGGUGGCGGACGUUGCUGUCGGUGGACGACCUGGUGGAGAAAAUAGUGAAGAGGUUGGAGGUCAGCGCUGAACUGGACAAUACGUACAUCUUCUUUACUUCUGACAACGGCUACCACACAGGUCAGUUCUCUCUUCCUCUGGAUAAGAGGCAGCUCUACGAGUUUGACAUCAGAGUUCCACUCAUGGUCAGAGGACCAAACAUCAAGCCCAACCAGACCAGCCAGAUGCUGGUGUCCAACGUCGACCUCGGUCCAACCAUCCUGGACAUCGCCGGCUACAACGUCAACAAGACGCAGAUGGACGGCAUGUCCUUCUUGCCUGUUAUGGAGGGGAAGAUGAACAGCAGCGGCUGGAGAACUGACAUCCUGGUGGAGUAUGAAGGAGAGGGAAGCAACGUGACGGACCCGGCCUGCCCUCUGCUGGGACCAGGAGUGUCGGAGUGCUUCCCAGACUGUGUGUGUGAAGACUCGUACAACAACACCUACGCAUGUGUGCGCACAGUGGCCCCCUCUGCCAACCUGCAGUACUGCGAGUUUGACGAUAAUGAGGUGUUUGUAGAAGUCUACAACAUGACCGCAGACCCCUACCAGCUGACCAACAUCGCAAAGACCAUCGACCAGGAAGUCCUGGAGAAGAUGAACCACCGGCUGAUGAUGCUGCAGUCCUGCUCCGGACAGUCGUGUCGGACCCCCGGCGUGUACGAUACAAGGUAUAAAUUUGACCCCCGACAGAUGUUUCCUCGCCACAGCUGGCGGCUCAGCCGACUCAGACAGUAGGUGGAGGAAGAAGAAGAAGAAGAAGAAGAAGGACGGAGGGAAGCUGUGUCUCCUUGUUUUCAGGCCUCUUGAGCCAGUCGUUUUGUAGAUGGAUGGAGAAGGGAUUGGGGGGGGGGGGUUGCCAUAGAGACGGAGGUCUCUCUGGGUGCAGAACCCACCUUUUCAAGCUUCCAGAUUGGGCUGCUGUUUAGUGAGUUUGCCAGCAGGCGUGCAGGGAAAUGAUUCAGGAUGGAUUUACACUCACAAGCUGUUAACGUCUGUUUUCUUGUAAGCAUCAUGUGUCUACUCAGUCAGUCGUAUUCAUUUGAUAAUUCUGCAGAUCAAAUAUUUGACCCAGUUCUUAUUUAUAUCCAAGUCUGUUGUUUGUUUUUUUCUCCUGCCGACAGAGACCCCCCCCCCCCCCCCCCCCCCCAGUCUCCCCCCGCUCCCCGCUCCCCCCGCUCAUGAACAAAAUGACCCGAUAGUUAUUAGACACUGGAAGCAGCCAACGCGUGGUGCCUUUAAGGGAAAAAGUUGGGCACGAAUUUUCAGAUUAUUUUUGUCCCAAUAAAUCAGACGGACAGAAUAAUCAACACGACUGAACAUUUAACAGAGAAUUACAGACUUUUCUAUCAUCUAUUACUAAUCUAUCAUUCAAGUGUAUCAGAAAACAUUGAGUAAAAAGCAACUUUUGUGACUAUUUAACAUUGUAGCGAAUUAUUAGCGGCAUCAAUGAAAGCCUCAAUUUAAAGUUCAGUUAUAACGGCUAAAUACUGACUUUUUAAGUGUUUCCAGCAUCAGACGUUAAUUAUUUUUAUUUCAGUGAGCGGUGUUAAAGCACUUUUUUUUUUUUUUUUUCAUUUAUCCAUUUCAAAUUAAUCGUCACUUUUUGUCUCGAUUCCCUGUUUGGAUUUUAUUCCAUCACGUGUUGAACAUUUCAAACUUGUUUAUGCGUUUAUUUUAGUCACAACUGUCACUUUAAAUGAACAGAAACAUACAUUUUUAUGUCGAGGAGGAAGAUUUGACUUCAUCAAAUCCAAUAUUUCACUUAUAACUUCUUGUUUUGCAGCGUUUCACUGAGCCAACUUUUAAACUUUGGUUCCAUACAGAGAUUAACUUUCUUGCCAAAAUA
Etheostoma spectabile (orangethroat darter) is the source of this 2887-nucleotide messenger RNA. It is a transcript of the gene gnsa, whose product is annotated as glucosamine (N-acetyl)-6-sulfatase a. Bases 151 to 1776 code for a protein of 541 amino acids. Gene Ontology annotation, biological process: glycosaminoglycan metabolic process. NCBI's taxonomy places the organism in Eukaryota, Metazoa, Chordata, Actinopteri, Perciformes, Percidae. The transcript is spliced from 14 exons. Gene Ontology annotation, molecular function: glycosaminoglycan binding; N-acetylglucosamine-6-sulfatase activity. The record is from RefSeq and is a predicted model, not a curated record.